Messenger RNA from Brachypodium distachyon (stiff brome), 1202 nucleotides. RefSeq lists its product as uncharacterized. The record is from RefSeq and is a predicted model, not a curated record. NCBI's taxonomy places the organism in Eukaryota, Viridiplantae, Streptophyta, Magnoliopsida, Poales, Poaceae. The coding region runs from base 114 to 647 and encodes 177 amino acids. The transcript has 3 exons.
CCCCACCCGGCCAACCUCACUAACUACAAAAACCAACCCAUAAACACUGGCACCCUAAACACCCUCCACCUCCAGCCCAACCCCGACCACCGCCACCGACACCGACACGCGGAAUGAAGGCCCUCGCCGGCGACAGCGCUGCCUCCACGCCGCUUCUGCCGGCCACAAAGUUCGCCAUCCCCGCCUCCUCCGCGGCGGAGGCCGCGCUCCUCGGGAAGGGGCGGUACAAGGUGUGGGCCCUCGCCGCCAUCGCGCUCCUGGCGCUCUGGUCCAUGUCCGCCGCCUCCGUCUCCCUCCGCUGGUCCGCCGGCGACCUCGCCGCCUCUGCCUCGGGGGACCUCGACGCGCCCUUCAGCCAAGACCUCGACUCCCUCGAGAUGGAGGAAAGGGAGAAAUUAGUAGGUCGGAUGUGGGACAUGUACACACGCACCAGCGACGAGGUGCGACUUCCACGGUUCUGGCAGGAAGCGUUUGAGGCAGCAUACGAGGAGCUUGUUGGUGAUGAUUUGCAGGUCCGUGAUGCAGCCAUCUCUGAGAUCGCUCGAAUGUCAGCCCACAGACUUGAGCUUGAGCAGCCAGGGAAUGAGAACGAGGAAGAGGGCACGGUGAACAUCAGGAAUAAAGAUCAUGGUAGAGUUAGCGAGUAGUUUCAAACCUGAAGAUCCACCGCAGACAAGUAUCAGCAGUGAACUUUGAAGCUUUGAUGUACACUACAUUUUGUCCCUUUUACGAGAGGAGAGGGUAAACAAAAGCUUGCCAUGACACUACAUUUUAUCCAGAUAUGCAUCUACACACAAGAAUCUCCGAGCUAUCAAGCUAGAACUUUUCUUGAUUGCUAGACUGCUAAUUAUGGCGUUUGUAAAACAAAUUAUGAGUUUAUCCGACCAACCCCUGCUCUAGAUCUAGCAUGUGUUUCACUAGGACGGGUACACAUCUGUGCAUGACCGUGUAAUUUAUUAAAAAUCAAGUUGGCCAAAUCUGUGCUUCAAAUUUUUUUUGCUGAGAGAAGUUUCCGAUGUUACAUAGGUUGUUUUGAUAUGUUGCAAACUCUUACUCCCUACGUUCUGAAUUAACUGACAUGGAUUUAUAUAAGAAUCUAUACAAAUCCACGUCAGUUAAUUUGGCACGUAGGGAGUAUAUGUUUUCCUGCAUAUCCGUGUGAUGUAAGUUGCAAUAAUUAUGGAGAUUCUUGUGGAUGGUUG